AGGGCUGAGAUCCGCCGGCGCAGCCAGAAGCCUGAGGCGGGCGGCUGUGGGGCGCCCGCGGCCCGCGAGGUGCUCCUGGUGCUCAGCGCGCCCUUCCUGCGCUGCGUCCCCGCGCCGGGCGCCGGGGCCUCGGGGGGCGCGGGUCCCACAGCGGCGCAGCCCAACACCGCCGUGUUCAUCUUCGAGCACAAGGCGCAGCACAUCUCGCGCUUCAUCCACAACAGCCACGACCUCACGUACUUUGCCUACCUGAUCAAGGCGCAGCCGGACGACCCGGAGUCGCAGAUGGCCUGCCACGUUUUCCGCGCCACAGACCCUAACCAGGUUCCUGAUGUCAUCAGCAGCAUAAGGCAAUUAUCUAAAGCUGCCAUGAAAGAGGAUGCCAAACCCAGCAAAGAUAAUGAGGAUGCCUUUUACAACUCUCAGAAGUUUGAGGUCUUGUAUUGCGGGAAGGUGACAGUGACCCACAAGAAGGCCCCUUCCAGCCUCAUCGACGACUGCAUUGAGAAGUUCAGCCUCCACGAGCAGCAGCGCCUGCGGAUGCAAGGCGAGCAGCGGGGCUCGGAGCCCAGCGAUGACCUCCUAGUCCUGGAGGCUGAGGCGCCUGCGGCUCUGGGGGACCGCCUGCUGGAGGAGGUGGAGUGUGUCACCGAACCCCAGCCUGCCUUGCCUGCAGUAGUCAGCCAGCCUGCUCUGGCCAGCUCUCGAGUUGGCAUCCCAGAGCGGAUUCUGGAAGAUUCUGACUUUGACGAACAGCAGGAGUUCCGGUCUCGGUGCAGCAGUGUCACCACCGGAUCCCUGCAGAGGAAAGUUCACGAAAGCAGCCAGAAACCACAGCCGCGAAGGAGACACGCGAGCGCGCCUAGUCACGUCCAGCCCUCGGAUUCCGAGAAGAACAGAACCAUGCUGUUCCAGGUGGGGCGAUUUGAGAUUAACCUGAUCAGUCCGGACACUAAAUCAGUUGUGCUAGAAAAGAAUUUUAAAGAUAUCUCCUCUUGUUCUCAGGGUAUAAAGCAUGUCGAUCACUUCGGCUUUAUCUGUCGGGAGUCUCCGGAGCCUGGGCUGAGCCAGUACACUUGCUAUGUGUUCCAGUGUGCCAGCGAAUCUCUGGUCGAUGAGGUAAUGCUGACUCUGAAGCAGGCUUUCAGUACGGCCGCUGCCCUGCAGAGCGCCAAGACCCAGAUUCAGCUGUGCGAGGCCUGCCCCAUGCACUCUCUGCACAAGCUCUGCGAAAGGAUCGAAGGUCUUUACCCUCCAAGGGCCAAGUUGGUCAUACAGAGACAUCUCUCAUCACUGACAGAUAACGAGCAAGCUGACAUCUUUGAACGAGUCCAGAAAAUGAAGCCAGUCAGUGACCAGGAAGAAAAUGAACUUGUGAUUUUACACCUGAGGCAGCUGUGUGAAGCCAAGCAGAAGACACACGUGCACAUCGGGGAAGGCCCCUCGGCUAUUUCGAAUAGUACAAUCCCAGAAAAUGCAACAAGCAGUGGAAGAUUUAAACUUGACAUUCUGAAAAAUAAAGCUAAAAGAUCCUUAACUAGCUCCCUAGAAAAUAUCUUCUCAAGGGGAGCGAACAGAAUGAGAGGUCGGCUUGGAAGUAUGGACAGCUUUGAACGGUCCAACAGUCUUGCUUCAGAGAAGGACUACUCACCGGGGGACUCUCCCCCAGGGACGCCGCCAGCUUCUCCACUGUCCUCAGCUUGGCACACAUUCCCUGAAGAGGAUUCGGACUCCCCACAGUUUCGGAGACGGGCACACACAUUCAGCCACCCACCUUCUAGUGCAAAGAGAAAGCUGAAUUUGCACGACGGGCGGGCCCACGGGCUACGCUCCCCUUUGCUGAGACAGAGCUCCAGCGAGCAGUGCAGCAUUCUUCCAUCAGCUCGACGUAUUCACAAGGAGAGUAAUUCUUCCUCCAGUCUUCCAAGUCUUCACACUUCCUUGUCUGCCCCUUCCUUCACUGCCCCCUCUUUCCUGAAAAGCUUUUACCAGAAUUCAGGUAGACUGUCCCCACAGUAUGAAAAUGAAAUCAGUGAUGGAGAAGGGAGAAAAAGGACCUCAUCUACCUGCAGCAACGAGUCCCUAAAUGCUGGAGGAACCCCUGUCACUCCUCGCCGAAUCUCCUGGAGGCAGCGCAUCUUCCUCAGGGUUGCUUCUCCCAUGAACAAAUCCUCGGCAAUGCAGCAGGAUGGACUGGACAGGAAUGAGCUAUUACCACUGUCCCCUCUCACGCCGACCAUGGAAGAGGAGCCUAUGGUCAUAUUCCUGUCUGGUGAUGAUGACCAUGAGAAGGUUGAAGAAAAAAAGAAAUCGAAAGAGCUAAGGAGCUUGUGGAGAAAAGCUAUACACCAACAAAUCUUGUUGCUUCGAAUGGAAAAAGAAAACCAGAAACUGGAAGAAGCAAGCAGAGAUGAACUCCAAUCCAGAAAAGUUAAAUUAGACUACGAAGAAGUUGGUGUUUGUCAGAAGGAGGUCUUGAUAACCUGGGAUAAGAAGUUGUUAAACUGCAGAGCUAAAAUCAGAUGUGAUAUGGAAGAUAUUCAUACCUGUCUUAAAGAAGGAGUUCCCAAAAGUCGACGAGGAGAAAUCUGGCAGUUCCUAGCUCUGCAGCAUCGCCUGAGACACAGAUUGCCGAAUAAACAGCAGCCUCCUGACAUGUCCUAUAAAGAACUCUUAAAGCAACUCACCGCCCAGCAGCACGCCAUUCUCGUGGACUUGGGAAGGACAUUUCCUACUCACCCUUACUUUUCAGUACAGCUUGGGGCAGGGCAGCUGUCACUCUUUAACCUCCUGAAAGCGUAUUCUCUGCUGGACAAGGAAGUGGGCUACUGUCAGGGGAUCAGCUUUGUGGCUGGCGUCCUGCUUCUGCACAUGAGUGAAGAGCAAGCCUUCGAGAUGCUGAAAUUCCUCAUGUAUGACCUGGGCUUCCGCAAGCAGUACAGACCCGACAUGAUGUCACUACAGAUUCAAAUGUACCAGCUGUCCAGGCUCCUUCAUGACUACCACAGAGACCUCUACAAUCACCUUGAAGAAAAUGAAAUCAGCCCCAGUCUUUAUGCUGCCCCCUGGUUCCUCACAUUGUUCGCCUCUCAAUUUCCAUUAGGAUUUGUAGCCAGAGUUUUUGAUAUUAUUUUUCUUCAGGGAACUGAAGUUAUAUUUAAGGUUGCACUCAGCUUACUGAGCAGCCAGGAGACACUUAUAAUGGAAUGUGAAAACUUUGAAAAUAUUGUUGAAUUUCUUAAAAGCACGCUACCUGAUAUGAAUACUUCUGAAAUGGAAAAAAUUAUUACCCAGGUUUUUGAGAUGGAUAUUUCUAAACAAUUACAUGCCUAUGAGGUGGAGUAUCACGUGCUACAGGACGAGCUUCAGGAAUCUUCGUAUGCCUGUGAAGAUAGUGAGCCCAUAGAGAAGCUGGAGAGGGCCAACAGCCACCUGAAAAGACAAAACAUGGACCUCCUAGAGAAAUUACAGGUGGCUCAUGCUAAAAUCCAGGCCUUAGAAUCAAACCUGGAAAAUCUUUUGACCAGAGAGACCAAAAUGAAGUCUUUAAUCCGGACCCUGGAACAAGAAAAAAUGGCCUAUCAGAAGAUCGUAGAGCAAAUCCGGAAGCUGCUGCCAGCCGAUGCCGUCGCCACAUGUGAACUGCUGCUGAGAGACCUCAACUGCAACCCAAACAACAAAGCCAAGAUGGGAACUAAGCCAUAACUGGAGAUGUGCGGUCUCAGCGGGAAGUGCCCCUUAGGCUGCUCCAGAUAGGAGGAGCCUGCAUGCUGCAGGCCCCUGGCUGGACACUGGAGCUGGUGGAAACACCUUACCCUGGUGCUGAGCCCUAAACGCAGGAGACCUCGCUCUCACCAAUGCAGGCCAAUCCUAAGCCAUUGUACAUAGGAAGACUGGUUUUUGUCUUUGUUGCUGACUAUG
Messenger RNA from Tupaia belangeri chinensis (Chinese tree shrew), 3921 nucleotides. It is a transcript of the gene TBC1D4, whose product is annotated as TBC1 domain family member 4. The annotation marks the transcript as partial. NCBI's taxonomy places the organism in Eukaryota, Metazoa, Chordata, Mammalia, Scandentia, Tupaiidae. The transcript is spliced from 21 exons. The record is from RefSeq and is a predicted model, not a curated record.